CUCAGGAAAACGUGCUGCAGAAACAACAGUCAACAAUUUCUAAAUUUCUCCCCAGAAGUAACACAGUGCAGUUUUUAGUAAAAAUGUGCGAAGAAUCAGCACUCAUAAAUAUGGAUCAGAAGCAAGAAAAUUAUAAGAAAAUCGACGGAGAAAGACCUAAUAUUUUUAAAAUUAUUAGAAGAUUAGCAAGUGCUUGUAGUAAAAACAAAAUCAACUUUAAACAAAUUAAAGCACUGAAGGAAAAACAUGAAAUGUUGCGCGAGUUAGAAAUUUUGAACAGAUUAGAUGAAACUUGUUUUGACACACCGCAGUCUAAACUUUGUUUCAAAAAGGACGUGUUAAGGGAAGUACUGCGUAAAUUUUACGAAGAAUGUGACAAUGAUAAAAUCGAUUUGUGGUUCCUUGGUGCUGCAACUUGUAAUUUAGAAAAAUUAAAGGAAAUUGCUAGAGACUGUGACAUAAUGUAUCUUUGUCGGCCGCGACAUUGUGAUUCAGCUCUUGUUUUCUCUCUAAAAUAUGGAAACAUUCUCGAUGUCAAUUUUUUAGAGUGUGUAAAUAUUUUACUUGGGGUUGGAAUCAGCGUUAAUGAACCCGACUUUAAUGGACGAACUGCUCUCGAUAUCGUUUGUGAAUUAUAUGAAGAUAACAAAAAUGACGAAAUGGUUCUAGAGAAAUUUAAAAAAUUGGUGUCCAAGUUGCUCGAACAAGAUGUAUAUCAGCCACUGUUACUGAAAAAAACAAAAAAAAUUCUUCAAACUUUUCAACAAGAAAACAAAAACUCGAUAUCUCAAAUAAAAGAGCAACAUAAUUCUAAAGAAACAGAGAAACUACAAUUAUUUGCUUGGAUAGGCAAAGAACGAACUCAGGAAUUGCUCCGUUUUAGAGAUAUACGCAAUUUUGUAGACUGUGAUAACGGUGAAUACACUCUGUUGCAAUUUGCAUGCAAAAAAUCCGAAAAAAUGCAUCCAGUCGUCAAAUUCUUAGUAGACAACGGUGCAAAUAUCAAUAAUGUCACGGAAGUUUACAACAUCACCCCCCUGGAAGUUGCAGCGAAGAAUAAUUACGAAAGAAGUUUUGAAGAAAUUCUUAAAAAUAAGAAUCUCAAGAUCACACAAAGAAUGUUUAACAAUUUUGUUAAGUGGCGCUCCUGUCCCAUGAAAUUAAAAAUUUUUGACCUGUUUUUAGAAUCAGAUAAGCUGGACCCCAAUUUUACUUACGAAACAACUGGAAACACUCCUCUGCAUUAUGCAACGCGUUUUCGCCACAAAGUUGCAAUACAAAAGUUAUUGAAACGUUCUCCACAAACGCUGUUUGUUGAAAACAAAAACGGAAAAACUGCUCUCGACAUAACUGAUGCUCAAGAUCUUGAAAAGUAUUUUGAUUCAUGUGUGGCCUUGGACAGAUACGCGAUGGAUUUCAGUGCUAAUGAUUACAAAAUGCUCUUUCGGUUUAAAUCACUAAUAAAUAGCAGAAAUAGUGAAAAUGACGAAGUCGCUAUUGUUUCGAGAAUUUCAAAACGUAAGCACUUGGAACAAUUGUUAACUCACCCUCUAAUACACACUUUCAUUGUUUUGAAGUGGUCUAAAAUUGAGAAGUACUACUGGAUGAUUCUAUUUCUACAAGGUUUGCUGUUUCUCGCUUUAAGCGUAUGUUUUUAUUGUUUAUCUGAUUCUUCUCAACCUGAAUUCAAUGUGUGUAUUUUCUUUACGAGUUUGAAUUUUGUUUUAAAAUUAGGUAUCGUGUUCGGACAUAGAUGUUGGAUAUUUAACAACUUAAGAAUGCUAACUAUGUAUGAAUGUGGCGAAGUUUUGCUAAUGUUGACUCUUUUCGGAAGUUUUUUCUCUGCUGAAUGUAGAGCAUUUGCUUUUAUAGAAAUGUCACUUUUAUUUCUAUUGACUGUCGGCUACCAUCCAAAAAUAGCCAAGUGGUCAGUUAUGCUAAAAAAAGUUUUUGAGAGUUUUACUCUACUGAUGAUAUUUUUCACUUUGAUAAUUAUAGCUUUCGCUGCCGCUUUUCAUGUGCUUUUCAAAGACACAGAGCACAAAUUUUUCACAUCUAUUGGAAAAUCCAUUUUUAUUACGUAUGUCAUGAUAACUGGCGAAUUUAACAUAGGAGAAGUUGAUUUCAAAUCAUCGAAUAUUGGAGGUUAUAUUCUAUUUUUCAUUUUUGCAAUUUUUAUGGCUUUGGUUAUCGUGAAUUUUUGGACUGGUGUGGCUGUCACGGAUAUAGGUACUAUACAGCAAGAUGCUGACGUUAACGCUUUUAAAAAUGUUAUAACUUUUAUGGCGUUCGUUGAACGGAGGAUUUACGCAAAUAAGAUUGUGCGGAAAUUUUUACCUUGUUCUUUCUUAUUUGUCAAAACCGAAACUGAAAAAUACGAAGUCGACUUUUAUAUCAACAAGAAAAAUCAAUUUGAGGGAAGAAAGAAUUUUCCCACGAAUGUAGGCCAAAAUUGUUUAGAAAAAAUUAAGAAUUUUAAUUCGAGACGCCAGAGUGAUUUAGAUGCGAAAAAUAUUUUGCUGAAAUUAGAAGAAGUGACGAAGAUUUUAAAUGAAGUAAAGAAGACUGGAAUUAGAAACGAGAACUAUCUCAGAAAAAAAACUGAUUCACAAAAAAUAGGUGUAUGAAAAUGGCCAACACAGAGUUUAUAAUUUGAUUUAUUGUACAAAUUUUGUUAUGUCUACCUGU
Messenger RNA from Zophobas morio, 2688 nucleotides. RefSeq names its product transient receptor potential cation channel protein painless-like. Lineage: Eukaryota; Metazoa; Arthropoda; Insecta; Coleoptera; Tenebrionidae. The coding region runs from base 84 to 2627 and encodes 847 amino acids. The record is from RefSeq and is a predicted model, not a curated record. The transcript has 2 exons. Gene Ontology annotation, molecular function: protein binding.